Messenger RNA from Taeniopygia guttata (zebra finch), 2074 nucleotides. The record is from RefSeq and is a predicted model, not a curated record. Lineage: Eukaryota; Metazoa; Chordata; Aves; Passeriformes; Estrildidae.
CCUUUUUCUCCCUGUUUUGGCAGCAUGAACGGGAAUUGAACCAGCAGCAAAUGAGAGAUGUGAAAAGGAAGAAUGAAAUGUGUGCACCUGAGAUGAGAAAUCAUAAAGAAAAUACUCAAGAAUUGGAAGUGGAGAGGGAAGACAUGCAGGAAGAGUUGGAGCACGGGGCUACUGCUUUGAAGAAAGGGAGGGAGUACACUCAAGUACUGACUGCUGCCCUGAACAAGAGUGAAAUUGCCCAAGGGUCUCUGAAGAAGCACUUGGACAUCCUGAAGGGAGAGUCUGGUAUCCAGGGAGGCACUGGCAUUGACCUUCAGUCCACUCCAGAGUCCCUGAGCUAUUCCAGUGCUUCUUCCCAUGAAGAGCUCUCCCAGGAGCAAGAUUCGUCCAGCUGGUCUCUGGAGCAGCUGAGCCAGGACUCCUCUGAGGAAUCCUUUGGCCAAGGGCACGCACUGGCCCAGGUGUGCCGAGAGGAGGAGCUGCUGGCCCAGAAGGCUGACCUUGAGGGCCGACUGGCAGCCACGGAGUGGCUCCGACAAGACCUUUCCAGGCAGCUGGCAGAGACCAGGUCAGCAAAGGAGAGCCUGGAAUCCAGGCUGUGUGCUGCUCAGCAGCAGAUAUCUCAGCUGGAGGUGACCAGGGAACAUCUGAAGGCAGAGCUGCAAGCUGAGCUGCAGGCAGCUCGCAGUGAAGUCCAGACAGCGCAGAGGAGGCACGAGGAAGAGCUACAAGGCCUCAAAGAGGAAAUGAAUCUCCUCCUUGAGCAGAGGGAGGCUUUCCAAAAGCAGGUGGGAGAGUUGACAUCUCAGCUGGCAGCCUCCCGAGAGUCCCAGGAAAUGACUGUCCAGAGAGCCCAGCAAGAUGUGAGGGAGGCCCAGGAAGAGUCCAGGCAGAAGCAGUUGGAGGUUGAGCACACCCAGAAGAUGCUGGAGGAGGCAAAACAACAGAACAAGGAGCUGCAAGUGCAUCUGCAGAACUUGGAGAGGGAAUGGAGUCGAUGGGAAGAAGUGGCUCAGCACAAUUCAGAAUUGCAGGCUUCUGUGCAUACUCUAGAGAAGGAAAAAGCCAGGCUGCUUGUGUCUCUGGAGGAGAAGAACCAGUGCUUCCGAAAACUGGAAGAACAGAACCUGGUGCUGAAAAAUCGUGUGUCUCGCUUAUUUUCUGCUCUUAAGCAGGCAGAGCAGCUCUGUUCUGAGCAUAGGAGACAAAUGCAGGAGCUCAACACCCAGAUGCAGGCCAUGCUGCUGGCAGAGAUAGAGAAGACAGCUCAGCAGGCAACUGAAGAGAAGCAGCUGCUGGAAACUGAGGUGUCUGAGCUGCGUGUGAGGCUCCAGAGCUCUGAGGAAAGAGCAGAGGCCAUGGCCACACAGUGUAAGGCCAUGGAGCUGGGGCUGAGGAAGACACAGGCUCAGAGGGACAAUCUCAGAGCCUACAAUCAGGAGCUGCUGAAACAGCUGGAGCACAUUGAGCAAGAUUGGUGGAAGACACAACUCAAGCACAUUUCUCGAGAAAAUGCCCUGGAGAAAGAGGCCACUGAAAGACAGGAAGAGGCUGUGACUCUUCGUCAGGAGGUGGCAUCUCUGAAGAGGAAAUUGGAGAACCUGGAGAAGGAAAGGAAGGAUGUGCUGGUGGAACCUGAAAGGAGAAGAAUCAGAACUUUUAGGAGAGUGUUCCUCCCAGACUACAUUACGUUUCCUGUCCACGAGUCUGCCCAUCAAAAUCGGUCAACUUUUGAAAUGGAAGAGUCCUCCAGCAGCUAUGGGGAGCAACAGCCCUCCUGCUGACGCACAGCCUGUGGAGAAAGGGGUGUCCCUCUGCAGGCACAGCUGGCCCAAGACCGACAGGACCACCUGGAGAGCUGUGCAGGCAGCAGGCAGGAGACACGAGGUGCAGAAAGGACCUCCUUGCUUCCUGAAUGUCUCAGAGGAGGCAGGCUGCAGCUGGAUGCAGGCUUAGAUUUAGUCAGUAGUUUAUCUUUAAAGGAUAGCAUAGAUGCAGUUGAACCUUUACAAAACUCUGUUCCAUAGGAUGUAAGAUAUAUUUAUAGAAAAAUAAAGAGUUUAUUAUGAUCAUG